Helianthus annuus (common sunflower) is the source of this 821-nucleotide messenger RNA. RefSeq lists its product as uncharacterized. Gene Ontology annotation, molecular function: mRNA binding. Lineage: Eukaryota; Viridiplantae; Streptophyta; Magnoliopsida; Asterales; Asteraceae. The transcript is spliced from 2 exons. The record is from RefSeq and is a predicted model, not a curated record. The coding region runs from base 56 to 664 and encodes 202 amino acids.
UUAAGAACAAGAUAGGUUGGUUGACCCAAAACUCCAACACGCACAACCACAAGAUAUGAGUCGAAAGAGAGAGAAACCCUAUUUCUCCCGCCACGCGCCGUACAACUACCCCAAGCGCCGCCGCCCUCACCCCACCGACCCACCAAUCCACGACGACUACUUCCCGGACCAACCAUCACCCUCCCCCGGUCCCACCAACACCGCCGUCGUAAUCACCGGCCUCUCUUCCGCCUGCUCCGUACUCGAUCUCAAGUCCAGAUUCGAGAUCUACGGCCCGAUUUCCCGCACGCGCAUGGACUCUGACGGCGUUGCUUACGUCACUUUCCGGUCAAGAGAGUCAGCUGAAUCCGCUAUCUCGGCGUCUGUUGAUCCUUCGUUUGGCAUCACUCUCAAUUCCACUAGAGUACAAGUGAUGUGGGCGAGUGAUUCGGUGCCACAAUGGAGGGAAGGGGUUAAGAAAGCUUCUUCUUCGUCGUCAUCGAAGCUGUUGAGACCGGAGUUGCCCUUGAGCAGACAUGGAAGAGGGAGUAAGAUUGGGUCAGCAAUUGUGAACUCUAGAGAUGAAAAGAAUGAUGGUAAUGAAACUGUCAAGACUAGUGGAAGAAGAGAUUUGAAUGUGGCAUCUAGAGGUAGGGAAAUGGUUGCUUAUGAUGAUAUUUUGUAAUUUGAAACAUGAUUAUUUGAUGCUAAGAUGAUUCAUGCACAUCAAUUAUUGUAUAAUGCAUGUGGACCUUGAUUAGUUCUUUGAUUUUAGUUAGGGAUAUGUUUUGUUUGGUUUGGUUUUAUGUAAAAGUUGUGGUUAUUGGAAAUGUUUUAACUGA